Molecule: messenger RNA, 2610 nt
Organism: Sturnus vulgaris (Common starling)
Lineage: Eukaryota; Metazoa; Chordata; Aves; Passeriformes; Sturnidae
Gene: SWAP70
Product: switching B cell complex subunit SWAP70
Cellular component (GO): cytoplasm; nucleus
Source: RefSeq, a predicted model, not a curated record
GGGGCGGGACGCGGCUGCCGGGGCGGUGCCAGCGGGGCCGGGCCGGGCCCCGGGGCCGCGCAGGCUGCAGCACAGCAGCGGCGGCCACAGCGGGCCGGGAGCGGGCCGGCCAUGGUGGGGCUCAAGGAGGAGCUGCUCAAGUCCAUCUGGCACGCCUUCACCGCCCUCGACCUCGACCGCAGCGGGAAGGUCUCCAAGUCGCAGCUCAAGGUCCUUUCUCACAACUUGUGCACGGUGUUAAACGUUCCCCAUGAUCCCGUGGCCUUGGAGGAGCACUUUAGGGAUGAUGAUGAAGGACCAGUUUCCAAUCAGGGUUACAUGCCUUAUCUAAACAAAUUCAUCUUGGAAAAGGUUCAAGGGAACUUUGACAAAGUUGAAUUCAACAGGAUGUGCUGGACUCUCUGUGCUAAGAAGAAUCUCUCUAAAAGUCCUUUGCUGAUUAGUGAUGAAGAUGCAUUUAAAGUGUGGGUUAUUUUUAACUUCUUGUCAGAGGACAAAUACCCUUUAAUCAUUGUACCUGAGGAGAUUGAAUAUUUACUUAAAAAAAUCACUGAAGCAAUGGGAGCAGGCUGGCAGCAGGAGCAGUUUGACCAUUACAAGAUUGCUCUCAACACCAGUCGAGAGGGUCUGUCUGCGUGGGAGCUGAUUGACCUCAUUGGAAGUGGGCAGUUCAGUAAAGGGAUGGACAGGCAGACAGUGUCCAUGGCAAUCAAUGAAGUCUUCAAUGAGCUCAUCCUGGAUGUACUCAAGCAGGGCUACAUGCUGAAAAAAGGUCACAAACGGAAAAAUUGGAUGGAACGAUGGUUUGUGCUAAAACCCAAUAUUAUUUCCUACUAUGUAAGUGAAGAUUUAAAGGAGAAGAAGGGAGACAUCAUACUGGAUGGCAACUGUUGUGUAGAGGCCUUGCCUGACAAAGAUGGAAAGAAAUGCCUUUUUCUCAUAAAAUGUCUGGAUAAAACUUUUGAGAUCAGUGCCUCAGAUAAAAAGAAGAAGCAGGAAUGGAUUCAAGCCAUCCAGAGCACGGUGAGCCUGCUGCGGGCGGGGAGCCCUCCUCCCCACAAAGAAGCGCGCCAGAAACGGAAGGAGCUGCGCCAGAAGCUGCUGGCUGAGCAGGAGGAGCUGGAGAGGCAGAUGAAGGAGCUGCAGGCAGCAAAUGAGAACAAGCAGAAGGAGCUGGAGACCGUGAGGAAGCAACUGGAAGCAGCAGCUGCUCGUGCUGCUGAGGAGGAGAAGAAAAGACUUCAGACUCAAGUUGAAUUACAAGAUCGCUUCAGUUUGGAGCUGGAGAGAGAAAAAAUGGUAAGACAACAAAUGGAAGAGCAGGUUGCUCAGAAGUCAUCUGAACUGGAACAGUAUUUACAAAGAGUCCGUGAACUGGAGGAAAUGUAUAAACAGCUGCAGGAAGCACUGGAGGAUGAGAGGCAGGCACGUCAGGAUGAAGAGACUGUGAGGAAACUUCAGGCCAGAUUGCUGGAAGAGGAGACAGCAAAGAGAGCUGAACUGGAAAAAUGGCAUUUGCAGCAGCAACAGACCAUUCAGAUGACAGAAGCAGAGAAGCAAGAGCUGGAAAAUCAGAGAAUGAUGAAGGAACAGGCUCUUCAAGUGGCCAUGGAGCAACUGAAACAACUGGAAUUGGAAAGGAAGGAGGCCCUUGAGCAGUAUGAGGAGGUUAAGAAGAAGUUGGAAACAGCAGCUAAUAACACCAAGAGUUGGAAAGAUAAAGUAGCUCAUCAUGAGGGAUUGAUUCGACUAAUAGAGCCAGGCUCCAAGAAUCCUCACUUAAUCACAAACUGGGGCCCAGCUGCCUUCACUGAGGCUGAACUGGAGGAAAGACAAAGGAGCUGGAAAGGGAAGAAAGCCACUUCUGAGUGAUGGUGGCAGCUGACACGUGGCCCAGAACAGGAACCCACCUCCCCUCGUUCUGCUUUGCACAGAGCAGCCUCUUGCUUACAAGGUUUAGUUUGCUCAGCAGGUUGGGCCUUUCUGCUCAUGAAAUUCUGUUUACCACGCUGGAGGGUCUGCUCAGAGCUCAGCCAUUACAGUGGGUGGUGUCUGACAGGACGUGCUGUUUUCCCUCACUUUUCCAAGACUUUGCAGCUGAAAAUUUGUAUUGAAAUGUAGCUUGUGACAGACAGAGUUGUUCCUGUACUAGCCUGUAACAAUCUGACAGCAGCUAACCAGCCAGGCAGCAUCACUUCCAUUCCAGAAAGUGAGGGAAGCAGUUGUUCUGCUGGUUCAGUUUAGUGUCAUUUCAGCCCAGGAUAAAUCAGUCCUGGAGGUCGUGUCCAACUCUGAGAUGGGGCAUUACCUUUCCUUCCUCCUUACACUUUUGCUCUGUGCCUCUGUUGCUCUCUGCAGAAUGCUUAGUGCUCAGACACAUUCCCUUGGCAAGGGGGGCUGGCAUCACUGGGUGCCUGCUGCCUGCUUAGGUUUGGUGUCCUGUUUCCCUCUCUUUGCAGGAAUCCAAACGAAAGAACUGGAGGUAGUGUAGCAAACACUGCUGUAAGACAUUUGGAAAAAGUAGUUGUGCAAGACUUUUUUUGUACUGUCUCAUACUCGAGAAGUGCUAAAUAAAGCCUUGAGAGCUCUGUUCAUAGUUUAAAAGAUGAA